Nycticebus coucang (slow loris) is the source of this 6581-nucleotide messenger RNA. It is a transcript of the gene NLGN4X, whose product is annotated as neuroligin 4 X-linked. The record is from RefSeq and is a predicted model, not a curated record. The transcript has 10 exons. Gene Ontology annotation, molecular function: signaling receptor activity; neurexin family protein binding. Gene Ontology annotation, biological process: modulation of chemical synaptic transmission; neuron cell-cell adhesion; synaptic vesicle endocytosis. NCBI's taxonomy places the organism in Eukaryota, Metazoa, Chordata, Mammalia, Primates, Lorisidae. Gene Ontology annotation, cellular component: postsynaptic specialization membrane; synapse; cell surface. The coding region runs from base 1296 to 3743 and encodes 815 amino acids.
CGCCCACCUGGUCUACCUCCCCGGUCCCGGGGAGGUCUCUGUUACAGCCGGUUUGCAGCGGGAUUAGAGGCUCUUGGCCUCAGUCUGUAGCCAGAGCUGCGGUUUCUGUAGUGAUGGGGCCGACUCGGGAGACCCAUUGGCUGCCGGCUAUGUGAAUUUCAUUCAAUCUGGCCCAAUAGCAGAGGGACAGCGCCGGAGACAGCAGGACCCGGCUCUUGAAUCUCUCUUUUUCUGGCGGACCGGUCUCUCUGCCGUCUCUUGCUCGCAGCAGAGAGCUCUCAUUUAGCCCUGGCUCUCGGCCCUUCCUCUUCGGCUGUGAUGUGUUUUCUUCCCGGCCACAGACCAUUGACGACAAAAGCAACGAAUUUUCUCCACACGGCGAUGUCGGGGGCCCUCACAUUCCUUCGGAUGAGCAAAUCUAGCCUGGGCUAAAUACGUCCUCCUGAAUCAGAGCCCCGCUUCGGGUUCCCUAGAAAAAUCUGGAUGUGUAAAAAGAAGUGUUACCGCCGAUGCAACCUUUUCGCUGAUGAGUUGAUGAGCCCUGAGGUUGAUGCCAUAUCUUUGUGACUGAGGAUUGUGCUGCAAUCAACAUGGCAGUGCAGGUGUCCUUUGGAUGUAAUCACUUCUUCCCUUUUGGGCAGACACCGAGUACCUUCUUGACCGACCACCCAGGGAGCGUUGGAAUGGCUCUGUGUACCUCUCUGAACCCCCAAGUCUUCAGUUGGAAUGACGCAAUUAUACGGAGAGGCUCAUUUGAAACGUUACCGUAGUGUGGAAUAAAUCGUUCUUAGCUUCCACAUCUGAUAUCCCUCGGAAGGGGACAAUGUGCUGAAAUGGAAAGAAAAACCCAGUAGAUUUCCAUGGAGCAUGUUUAAAGGCAGCAUCGCAGAGCCAUGAUCUAAAGUUCUGCCGCUGUUUUCCAGACACGUGCUUCCAAGGCUAGUUACCCCGCGGUAAACUCUCCUAGUCGGCAUUGCAUUUGAACAUUUUAAUCUUCAUUUGUAUUUUGUGGUAGCAUUCUAAGAAAGAUUUAGGCUGCCUCGGAGAUUUCCUAAGGAAUCCUGGUCCGGGAGGCGUUGGUGGACACCGCUUCCUGGCUGGAAUCCGGUUUCAGGAUUAAAGGAGGGGUGCCUUGUCAUGAUGGGACCCACCGUGCUCGUCAGUAACACUGGCCUCUGUCUGUGUUCAGCCUGAGGGUCUCUCCUGGGUCUUCUGCUCUCCCUGGGUGUGCCCCACAGCUUUGUCCCCUUGGAGUCCUGGCACCUGUGGGACGGCUGCAGAUGCGGGCAUGAACCAUGUCGAGUCCCAGGGGACUGCUAUGGCUACCCCUGUUCUUUACCCCGGUUUGCAUCAUGUUAAACUGCAAUGUUCUCCUGUGGAUAACUGCUCUGGCCAUCAAGUUCACCCUCAUUGACAGCCAAGCCCAGUACCCCGUUGUCAACACCAAUUAUGGCAAAAUCCGGGGCUUAAGAACACCCUUGCCGAAUGAGAUUUUGGGUCCGGUGGAGCAAUACUUGGGGGUCCCUUACGCCUCGCCUCCCACUGGAGAAAGGCGUUUUCAGCCCCCGGAGCCCCCUUCCUCGUGGACCGGGGUGCGAAACGCAACCCAGUUUGCGGCCGUCUGCCCCCAGCACCUGGACGAGAGGUCUUUACUGCACGACAUGCUCCCUGUGUGGUUUACUGCCAAUUUGGAUACUCUGAUGACCUACGUUCAAGAUCAAAACGAGGACUGCCUUUAUCUAAACAUUUACGUGCCCACGGAAGACGAUAUCCAUGAUCAGAACAGUAAGAAGCCAGUAAUGGUUUAUAUCCAUGGUGGAUCUUACAUGGAGGGCACGGGGAAUAUGAUUGAUGGAAGCAUUUUGGCCAGCUAUGGGAAUGUCAUUGUCAUCACCAUUAACUACAGACUGGGAAUCUUAGGCUUCUUAAGUACCGGUGACCAGGCAGCAAAAGGUAACUACGGGCUUCUGGACCAGAUCCAGGCUUUGCGGUGGAUUGAGGAGAAUGUCGGGGCCUUCGGCGGGGACCCCAAGAGAGUGACCAUCUUUGGCUCUGGGGCCGGGGCGUCCUGUGUCAGCCUGCUGACCUUGUCACACUAUUCAGAAGGGCUGUUCCAGAAGGCUAUCAUCCAGAGUGGCACCGCCCUGUCCAGCUGGGCCGUCAACUACCAGCCUGCCAAGUACACUCGCAUAUUGGCAGACAAAGUGGGCUGUAACAUGCUGGACACCACAGACAUGGUCGAAUGCCUUCGGAAUAAGAACUACAAAGAGCUCAUUCAGCAGACCAUCACCCCGGCCAUGUACCACAUCGCCUUCGGCCCCGUGAUUGACGGGGAUGUCAUCCCCGACGACCCUCAGAUCCUCAUGGAGCAGGGGGAGUUUCUCAACUACGACAUCAUGCUCGGAGUUAACCAGGGGGAAGGCCUGAAGUUCGUGGACGGCAUCGUGGAUAACGAGGACGGAGUGACGCCCAACGACUUUGACUUCUCCGUGUCCAACUUUGUGGACAACCUCUACGGGUACCCCGAAGGGAAAGACACCUUGAGGGAAACCAUUAAGUUCAUGUACACAGACUGGGCGGACAAAGAGAACCCAGAGACCAGGCGGAAAACCCUGGUGGCUCUGUUCACCGACCACCAGUGGGUGGCCCCUGCUGUGGCCACCGCUGACCUGCACGCCCAGUACGGCUCGCCCACCUAUUUCUAUGCCUUCUACCAUCACUGCCAGAGUGAAAUGAAGCCCAGCUGGGCAGACUCAGCCCAUGGGGAUGAAGUGCCCUAUGUUUUCGGCAUCCCCAUGAUUGGUCCAACCGAGCUCUUUAGCUGUAACUUCUCCAAGAAUGACGUAAUGCUCAGUGCUGUGGUCAUGACCUACUGGACCAAUUUCGCCAAAACUGGCGAUCCUAACCAACCAGUCCCCCAGGACACCAAGUUCAUCCACACGAAGCCCAACCGCUUCGAGGAAGUGGCCUGGUCCAAGUACAACCCCAAGGACCAGCUGUACCUGCACAUCGGCCUGAAGCCCCGGGUGCGCGACCACUACCGGGCCACCAAGGUGGCCUUCUGGCUGGAGCUGGUCCCGCACCUGCACAACCUGAACGAGAUCUUCCAGUACGUGUCCACCACCACCAAGGUGCCCCCGCCCGACAUGACCUCCUUCCCCUACGGGACGCGCCGCUCGCCCACCAAGAUCUGGCCCACCACCAAGCGCCCGGCCAUCACGCCCGCCAACAACCCCAAGCACGCCAAGGACCCGCACAAGACCGGCGGCCCCGAGGACACCACGGUGCUCAUUGAGACCAAGCGGGAUUACUCCACCGAGCUGAGCGUCACCAUCGCCGUGGGCGCGUCCCUGCUGUUCCUCAACAUCCUGGCCUUCGCCGCGCUUUACUACAAGAAGGACAAGCGGCGACACCAGACGCACCGGCGCCCCAGCCCGCAGCGCAACACCACCAACGACAUUGCGCACGUCCAGAACGAGGAGAUCUUGUCGCUGCAGAUGAAACAGCUGGACCACGGGUGCGAGUCACUGCAGGCCCACGACACGCUGCGGCUCACCUGCCCCCCGGACUACACGCUCACGCUGCGCAGGUCCCCGGACGACAUCCCUCUCAUGACGCCCAACACCAUCACCAUGAUCCCCAACACGCUCACGGGCAUGCAGCCUUUGCACACCUUCAACACCUUCAGUGGGGGGCAGAACACCACGAAUUUACCCCACGGACACUCCACCACCCGAGUAUAGCUUUGCCCUCCACGUCCCUCCCCUGCCUAGGAGACUGAACCAGGCGCAGACAGAGAAGGAACGUCUCCAAACUAGGAAUGGCUGGGCGUCCCACAUAGGACUCAAGGCAGAAGGACAGUCCCCCCGUCCCGUUGGCUCUUCCCGGUAGGACCACCCACCUCGACUUCUGACCCUAUGAAAUGUGAAAAUAGUCAUUUCUGUUACAAAUCCCGCUUUAAGGAGCAUCCUCACCUGUCCACCAGACGCCCCAGCGCGACCAGGCCACGGCCUGUCCCCAGGACCUGGCUAUUUCCAACGUCACCGUAGCAGCUGACAUUUCGGAACCUCAGCCAGGGACACUUCAUAUUUUUUAAUUGUAAUUGGGGGAAAGCAAACAAACGUACAAACAAACCAAGUUUCUUUAUGUGCCAUACGAUAGAUGGCUUUACGCAAGCAGAGAACAAGUGUGUGGAGUUUCACCCAGCAUAGGGGGCUGACAUCCAGAGAGAAUAACCGGUAGCAUUUUAUGAUUCAAAUAAAAGUAUGGAUUCUACGCAGUGGAAUUCGUACGGUUCUGUGCAAAGACACGCUUUGCCAGCCUGAAACUCUAUUUAAGAAACUUUGUAAAAAAAUAAAAUAAAAAUAAAAAUGUAUAUAGCUGUGAGUUUCAACAGACAACAACAACAAAAAGUCCCACCCACACAAAGAAAAAGAAAAAAGAAAAAAAAGAAAAAAAGCUUUUAUUGGUGUUUUUCAGUUUGAAAGAGCUUUUAGCAAGGUUGUGCUUUUGUUACGCUCUGUCUGUAUAUAAGUAUAUAAAUAUAUAUACACACAUUCACAUUAGUCAUAUCUCCUGUUUCCUGACCAACGACAAGAAAAAAAAAAAAAAAAGGCUGUUCUUCUUAAUUACUUGUGUUUGACAAAGACAACGGGAUUUUCAUUUUGUAGACAGAUAUGUUAACGUCGGGAAGCCCUGGACCGUCUGGUGUGUCCUGCCUCAUGGCUCCUUUUCUGGUGACACAGGUGCAUGAGGCAGUCUUGUUAGGAGACUGUUGUUUUGGGAAGUUUUUAUUUUCGGGGCAACACUAAGAUGGGUCCCCCAAGGCGGAAUGUAUUUAAAACACAGCAAAUUAGACCACACACACUUCCACACACACACACUGACAGCAGGGAGGAAAAAAAAAAAAUACAAGUCUCGUUCUGUCAUUUUUGGCCCUUUUGAAUAUGGUGAGGAAGAAAUGCUUCCCGCCCCAGGCCCCUGCCAGGAAGGGAAGAAAGCUUGCCUUUGGCAGGGCCGGGCCCCUCCGAGUAAAUACGGCCUGUGUUUCAGCACAGCUGCAGAGAGGACUCGGCUUCUUCAGAACCUGCUCAGCUUAGCUAAUCAGACUAGAGGAGGGCAUGUGUCUGACCUUUUUUUAUUAAAGCACGAAGUCCCUGAUUUAUCUGUAAGUGAAGGCUUUUUUUUUUUUUUAAUUCUCUUAUAUCAUUUACGGGAUAAAACAUGUGCUCGUCUGAAAACAUUACUUUUUGUGGCUUUGUGAAGCAGUCACCAAUGACAAAAGGACGGAAUAUUAGCCAUGCUUUGCAUGGGUUUCCUGGGAAAUUAAGGGCUGCUUCACCGUCAAACACUAGGUGGAAAUUAUUCAUCCAUUUCAAAUUGGUGACCCGAGGGUCAGAGAUUUGUCUCUCUCCAACUGCUUUUCAUUUUGUCACCGCCCUUUUAAAUUCCAUCCGGGAAUAUGUUGUGUGUUACGUGGUGGAAGGGAAUGCUAUGGUAGUGGUUAUUUUCUGGUUUGCCUUUCAAAAGUUACUACACCACCCAGAAAUAGUAGCCAAAGAUAUCAGAUGACAAUGUCCUCAGCCUUGAUGAGGGCUGUUGCAGACGUCCAGUUUUAAACGUCCCUGCAAAGGUGAGCGUUCUCCCUGAAGAUGGGACAGCUACCUCACCUCUUUGCAAUAACCACCUUUGAUUACUGAAUGCCCCCCCACUAAAACGCUAGCGAUAUAAUCAGUGUUUGGCGAUGACCUCUAGAGAAAAGAGAGUUCUCAGAAAUGCAUCAAAAUCACCUCCUCCCCCAACUCUCCCCUCCUCCCCCCCCCCAAAAAUCUUGUUGCUUAUCUUGGUUUAAAUUCCAGAGCGAUUCUCUGUAUAUAAAUAUGUGAAAUAUUCUGAUCUCAACUUAGCACACAGGAAACAACACUUCUUUCCUGCAGUGAGGUGUCAUGGAUAAGCUUUAGUUCCCAGCUCAUCAUUUUCUAUAGCUCUUAUCAGGCCAUUUCUGCAAGCUUUGUGCGUGACAGUCACAGGCCCCAUCACAAAAUCGGCUGUCCAAACUACAGAGGAGGUGAUGUUUAGCAUCUAUGUCCUUUUGGUAUGUUUGUAACGUGAAUUCUGGUAUUUGUUCUGUACCCAUCUCUAUCUCUAGUUGUCUUCUGCUAGCAAUAUGUACAGUACCACGUCAGGCUUGUGACGUUUGGACAAGGAAAAAAAAGUUUCUGUUAGGUCAAUAGCUUUCACAGAGGAUUAUGGUCAAAAGCAAUUUAAUACAUCUUAAAUGAUAUCUUGUUUCUACAUGGAAAGAUGUUAUAGAAUCUUCAUAGAGUUCUAUGAAAAAAACAAAAAACCCUAGACUUGCUAUCUAUAAAAAAAGAGGAAAAAUAAGAAGAAAAAAAAAAAAACGUUCCUAUGCUUUUCCCCUUGAUCUUCAAAGGCACGCAGGGUUUAAUGGUUCCUUGGGUUAUUAUUUUGCAAUUUUGUUUUUGAUUUUGCCUUAAGUAAUGAUAGAAGAUCUAUAUGGCCGGACACAUAUGUAUAAACUUUUAAGCAGCAUUUUUAAUAAUAAAAUAUCACAGUAUUUU